This is a messenger RNA of Darwinula stevensoni, 1480 nucleotides long. The record is from the annotation of a GenBank genome assembly. NCBI's taxonomy places the organism in Eukaryota, Metazoa, Arthropoda, Ostracoda, Podocopida, Darwinulidae.
AUGGAGAUCUACGUACCAGAUUCAGCAGAGUCAGUAACUCAAACCUGGCUGAAAGAUGUCCUGACACUGCAUAUCCCUGGGGAGUUUGAGGUAACCAAGCAUGAUGCCAAGGGCCUAACCAAGGGAAAGAUGCGAGAUGGUUACCUCAGCCAGAUGGUGGCCAUCACAGCAGAGGUCACUACAUCUGAUGGCAAGACCCUGACCUUUCACCUUAUGGCCAAGAUGUUCCCAGCGGGGGAAUUCCAGCGAAAGAUGGUCACCUUGACCCGAGCAUUUGACAGAGAGAUCCACGUCUACAAGGAACUCCUCCGCCAGGUUAGAGAAGCACAGGCUGGAAAUGCAAAAGUCUUGGAACCUGCAUUUGCCAAAUGUUACCACACCUGUGCCAACUUUAGCCAGUCGGCCAUUGUCAUGGAAGACUUGAAAGCCACGGGAUACCGAAUGCAUGAUCGCUAUGCUGGACUUGACUUUGAACAUUGCCAGCUCAUCGUCAAGGAACUUGGAAGGUUCCAUGCUCUCACCUAUUACACCAAGGUCAAGCAGGGCAACAUUGAAAUGUUUCUCUGCAAGAACGCUCCAUUGCUGGUUGAGCCACUGCAAAAUUUUGGACCAAUACUAGCCAUGGGGAUGAACAACAUUACCCUUCUUCUAGAGGGUCAGGAAAGAAAGGACCUGAGCGAGAAGAUUAAGGCUUAUUUGGCCAAGCAUCCAGAUCCUUCUGAGACCUUCUAUGCAAUUACAGGUCCACGGGGUCCUAUGAGCACAUUUGUUCAUGGAGACUGUUGGAACAACAACAUGAUGUUCCGAUAUGAGACCAAAGAAGGGAAAGAAGUUCCAGUGGAGGUCAAGCCCGUGGACCUCCAGAUUUCCCGAUACACACACCCUACCAAUGACCUGGCCUACCUAUUCUAUACCAGCACCAACCGUGACAUGCGAGACAAGCACCUGGAAUCAUUGCUCAAGUUUUACCAUAAUUCAUUCUUGGAAACAAUGCAGACAUUGGGAAUGGAGUGCCCUGAUGCAUAUAGCUAUGAUGAAAUGAAGAAGGAGUUCUUCAAAGUCAGUGCUGAAGCAGGAUUCCUAUGUGCUUGCUGGCUGAUUCCAGCUAUGUUGAUGCAGGAAGAGGAUGCAGUUGACUUAGACACAUUGAAGGAAAGUGAUAUGAAAAAUCUUAUGGAUGAUUACCAGGAAAAGAUUGUCAAAGGAACCAAUAAGAAGAUUGUUGACCGAAUUGUUGGCCUGGCUGAAGAAAUGAUUGAGCUUGGAGUCAUCUAGAAGUCAAGUAUCAGAGAAUCAUUCCAUGUGCUAUAACCAAAAUUAUUGGGGUUACCAAAGUUAUUGUCAUUACCAUAUCUUCUUGAAAUUUCAUACUGUACCAGCAGCACAGAUAUCAAUUGAAUAAAAUUUCCCAAUAUUAAUGGCCAGUUUUCUUAUGCAAUAUUUUAACUGUGCAUUGUUUAUUGAUGUGAAAAAUUCAGGC